AUGAAGGUGGAAAUUAUAGAUUGCCAGCAGAAGCCGCACAUGGUCGGGGAAACCCUUGAGUUCCACCUCAACGAGGUGGACAACUCCUUCGCGAACGGGCUGCGCCGGGUGAUGUUGGCGGAGAUCCCCGUCCUGGGGAUUGAGGAGGUGACGAUCCUCAAAAACACCUCAAUUCUGCCCGACGAGAUGAUCGCCCACCGCCUGGGGUUAAUUCCGUUGUAUUCGAUGAAGGCCCGCCAGAUGAACUACGCGCGGGAGUGCCCGUGCGAUGGCGGGGGGUGCACGGACUGCACCAUCACGGGCGAGCUCCACGUCGAAUGCCCCACCCACCAAUACAGCCUGCCCGUCUUUGUCAACGAAUCCCUCAAGAUCGACGACGACGAGGUCUACCCCGUGAGCGCGGAGGAAAAAGGGGUCUGGUUGGUCACCCUGGGGCGCUCCCAAAAGCUCAGUUUACGCAUCGUGAUUCGCAAAAAUAUCGCGAAAACGCACGCGAAGUUUAUGCCCGUCGCGACCGUGGCGAUGCGGUACGCGCCGGAGAUUAUUUUAAACCCGGAGGGCUUCGCCCGACUCGGGCCGGAGCUUUGCCGCCAGUGGGUGGCGCGCUGUCCGCGAAAUGUCUUUCGCUACGACGAUCGCACCCAUCAGGUCCUUCUGGACAAACCGGAGGAGUGCAUUUUCUCGCGGGAGUGCCUCUCGACCGACCCGCCGUUUGAUAAACUCCCCGAGCCUUUGGUGUUCAUUCGGCUGAAGAAAAACCACAAAGGCUACUAUGACUUUCGGUUUGUGGUGGAGUCGACCGGGGUGCUGCCGGUUCUUCAAAUUUUGUACGACGCGAUUGCAGUGCUGCGAAGGAAAUUAGAAAAAAUCCGCGUUGGGCUUUCACACGACCCCAACGCGGAGGAGCCCAUUAAGGUGCGCCUCAUCGGUGAGGCCCCGACAGCGCUUGAGGUGGCGAACGAGGAUAUCGUUGAAAAGGAAGGUGCGGAAGAUAACUUAAACUUCGUGAUGAAAUAA
Messenger RNA from Phytomonas sp. Hart1, 1017 nucleotides. The record is from the annotation of a GenBank genome assembly. Lineage: Eukaryota; Euglenozoa; Kinetoplastea; Trypanosomatida; Trypanosomatidae.